Molecule: messenger RNA, 405 nt
Organism: Babesia bigemina
Lineage: Eukaryota; Apicomplexa; Aconoidasida; Piroplasmida; Babesiidae
Exons: 2
Coding region: 1-405 (134 amino acids)
Source: RefSeq, a predicted model, not a curated record
AUGCUAACUUCGUUACACCCUUUGUCUCGUCCAAUCGCCGGGCCUCGUUGCCGUGCCUACGAAAUGCAGCGCCGCCGCGUCACGACGAACCGAAACGAUAGGCCCGGUACGGAGUGGAGACGACGCGUGGUAGGCUGCCAGCCACUUCAGAACUUAAAGGUCGGGCCGUACAAACGUGGCAAGUGGUUCGUGAGCUACAAAGACGACCCCGGGAGCUUCAUCACCAACAUUCUCAUCUUGUUGGUCACGGGCUACUCUAUCUUCACUAUGUUGCCUGGUGAAUCGAUGAGUGUGCGGAGGCAGCGCAAGAUGCGCCAGCUGCUUCUCGACAACGCCCAAAUGACCGAGGCCGACCUCGCAUACAUUGAGAACUACCGUCUGCCCGAAGACGGUGACUCCGGAUGA